CUGGAGAAACUCAGCGGAUGAGGCAGCGUCUGCGCAGUCUCUUGUGUUUGGAUUAGCGGGGCGGAACUGUUGCUGCAAUCGACGCUGUAGUUGGAGGUUAUCAGCAGCCAAUGAUGCACCCGCCUCUUUGCAGGCGCUGGGGACGGUAUUUAUCAGAAAUGGCGCUGAUGGGCUCGAUGUUGUGUCUUCGCUCGGUUUUCACCAGGAAAGCGGCAGCGGCUUCUGUGCUUCCAGCUGCCAGAGCUUUCUGUGUUGUUAGCAGCUGCAAAUACCGCUCCGUUCACGGGUUCCCGGGCCGCGGGCGGUCGCAGGACACGGGGGGUCGCCGGCUGCUAGGCAGCGGUUUUGCAGCACAGAUUAACCUUCCAUGCCGUCACCAUUUUCGCUAUUUUUGUUCCGAUGGAAAAACCAGGGAAGAACGAUUGAUUUACGCCGGAAACUUAGCUAAGGCAGUAUUUGGUGUGAAGUUCUUCUCUUACUCCACCAGUAUUUUUAGUUGUUGCAUGAUGCCUUAUAUCAUUCUGCAGACUGGCCUUGGAGUUCAGAGCCCUUUAUUACAAGCAGCAUUCUGUGGCAUAAUUGGAUUUUUUACUUUUUUAAGUCCUACAGUAUUGCAUUUCCUCACUAAAGGUUAUGUGAUUCGUCUAUAUCACAGUGCGGAAACUGACAGUUACACAGCCAUCACUUACAACAUCCUCCUACUACAGAAGAAAACUAUUUUCCAUCAGAAGGAUGUGAAAGUUCCUGGAGUCAGCAGGAUGUUCACCACGUUCUAUGCAAAUGAGAAGUCAAUGCUAGUAAAUCCAGUACUUUUCUGGCAUCCAAAUGAUUAUAAUCACCUUAUGGGUUACGAUCAACCUUUUUCCUUUAAUUUGGAUGAUAUAAAGGAAAGAGAUUGAGCAAGGGGGCUACAUGUACAGUUUGUUAAAUAUAGUAAAAUUGUUUUUUUCAAUCAAUUGUAGGUAGCUAAAUGUUCCAUUUAAUUUUAUACACAUUUAAAUGUAAGAAACUUGCUGUAUAUAAUUAAAAGAAAAAUAAUGCAGAUGUUUUGAAAUCUGAAGUGUAAUUCAAAAAGCAAAAUACGUGAUAAGUCCAGCAGCAUUGAUAAAUUUAGAUUUAUGGAGCUUCAUCAGAAUCCAUGCCUAGGGCAGUUGCACAUGGUGGCGCAGCGGUAGAACUGCUGCCUUACACCACCAGAGAUCCGGGUUCGAUCCUGACUACAGGUGCUUGUCUGUACGGAGUGUGUACGUUCUCCCUGUGACCUACGUGGGUUUACUCCGGGAUCCUCUGUAGGCUAAUUGGCUUGGUAUAAAUGUAAAUUGUCCCUAGUGUGUAGGAUUGUGUUAGUGUGCGGGGCUCACUCGUCCACGCCGAUUUGGUGCGCUGAAGGGCCUGUUUCCGCGCUGUAUCACUAAACUAGACAGUUCUGGUGUCUGACCUGCUGAGCAUUUCAAAUGUUUUCCGUUUUUGCUUUGGUUCUGCUUUCUGUUUUUGCUUUAGAAACAUAGAAAAUAGGUGCAGGAAUAGGCCAUUCGGCCCUUCGAGCCUGCACCGCCAUUCAAUAUGAUCAUGGCUGAUCAUCCAAAUCAAUAUCCCAUACCUGCCUUCACUCCAUACCCCCUGAUACCUUUAGCCACAAGGGCCACAUCUAG
Molecule: messenger RNA, 1652 nt
Organism: Leucoraja erinaceus (little skate)
Lineage: Eukaryota; Metazoa; Chordata; Chondrichthyes; Rajiformes; Rajidae
Gene: tmem70
Product: transmembrane protein 70
Exons: 4
Coding region: 111-899 (262 amino acids)
Biological process (GO): mitochondrial proton-transporting ATP synthase complex assembly
Cellular component (GO): mitochondrial membrane
Source: RefSeq, a predicted model, not a curated record